Gigantopelta aegis is the source of this 4230-nucleotide messenger RNA. RefSeq lists its product as uncharacterized. The transcript has 2 exons. The coding region runs from base 312 to 3830 and encodes 1172 amino acids. The record is from RefSeq and is a predicted model, not a curated record. NCBI's taxonomy places the organism in Eukaryota, Metazoa, Mollusca, Gastropoda, Neomphalida, Peltospiridae.
UUAAUUAUUAUUAUGUUUGUAAACUGAAAUAUUAAACAUAAACCGCAUAAAGUCAUGCUUACGUACCUCUCCUGAAAAUCAAUAUGUACUUGUUUCAACAUCCUUAACCUUUGACCCAUGAACUUUGGCUUAACUCAUUGCAAAGUUCCUUGACCUAAAUCUAGAUCCUGUUGGCCGAGAAACACGACUCGAAAGGGAUGGUAGAUCACACUCUAUUUCACAGAGUUGUGUACAGAUUACCGUCACUAUUUUAUGUGAUUGUUGGAUAAUAAGAGUUUCAUUAAAAAGAACUAUAUUUUCAAUGCUCCACAAUGGACCAAAGUGAGAAAGAUGUCCCAGCCUACCUUGACUACUUUGCUGCCUCCGGUAAUGAUGAAGAACCCGAGAAGAGUUCUGAGGAAACCGAAACCAGUUCCACAGAGGAGACGGUCGAUUACAGUGAGCGGGAAGACGAUGAUGACUACGACCCUACAGAAGAUGUCGGCCAGGCUGGUGAAGGUGAUACAAGCUCCAGCGACGAUGGUGAAUGGCUUCCAGGUAAAAGAAAGAGGAACAGUUUGAGAACAAGGGCAAAAAGGAGACCACAAAUGACAUUUACUGGUGAACCCCUGUCUUCUGGUUAUGGAUUCACACCAGCUGAACAUUAUUCAGGAAAAGGAGGAUCUGUUGGUUCUAGUCAAAGAGUGGGUUUUGUGAAUAAGCCUUGUGCGUUAGGUGGACCAUCAAAAACAAUUCUAAGGAACAUUCUCGAAACUACACCUGCAGCCAGCAUGACCUGUUUAUCAAGUCAGAAAUCAAGAGGUAGUUUCUUCAGUCCAUGUCUGCAAGCUCUGCUAAUGAAAAAGGCAGAUGCAGUUUCUGUGUCAUCGAAAAUUUAUACCAAAUCAAAUUCACAAAAUGUACUAGUCCUAACUGGCAAUGGACAGAAACCUAAUUCUGAUGGCAUACUGAUGGAAACUGCAGAUGGAGCUUCAUUGUCAAAGAAAACUGAUACCAAAUCAAAUUCACAAGAUAUACCAGUUCUAAAUAGCAAUGGACAGAAACCUAAUUCUGAUGGCAUAUUGCCAAGUUCUUCCGUUUCAGUUGAUAGAAGUGGAAAUAUUGUUGCAGGAAGUGCGUCUUCUUUGCUUGUGGCCAUGCUUAAGAAGGCACAUGCCCACUCAAAUUCACCCGAAAGUCUGGUUUCUACACAAGAUGCUAGUCUGCGGAUUGCAUCCAGUGUUAAUAAUAAUGAACUGAAAGGCUUGGGUCAUGUAGAAAAUACUUGUGCAUUUAAGACUUCUUCCUUCAAUACAUCUGACAUCAGACUGUUACAAGAAAAUGUGAAUUCAGAGCAAGUCACUUGUGAUAUCUGCAAAAGAAAAAGCAGUUCAACAGUUUGUCUAAGGCUUCCGUUAUCUGAUAAUGGCGUUGCUGAUUUUAAGCAGUGGAAGGUUUGUGAAUGGUGUGAAGUCAAGAUAGUUGGAGCCACAGUACUGAAAGAUCCAGUUGUACCGCAAAUAACUAUUAAAUUAGAAUCUGGAGCAAGCCUAUCCACAACUGAAAAAAAUGCUGAUGAAGAUUCAAGAGAACCUGGUGCAUUAAAGGUAAUAUCCUUGUCAAAUUGGGCUCCAAAUCCAAAGACAGAAAGCAUUGGUGAAUUUAAAAAACGGCUACAGCACAAGUUCACAAAUAGUCAAGAGGUGUUGCUAGAUUCUUUAUUUGGUUCAGAAUCGUGCAACAAAUCCCAGCCUGGUUUUAAGGUGUCUGAGAGUUCAUCGAGUCAAAAUGGUGACACUGUAGAUACACAGGAUUCACCAGUUGCUGCAUGCACUACACAUAUACCUAAAGGAAGCCCAAAGAAAAUGAUUAGAAAUGUAUCUAAUUCGUUAGUCAAAACAACAAACAAUAAUUCAGAGUCUUUGCUGUCAGCAUUGGCUUCUGACAGAGUUGUGGUUAAGAUGGAACCACCUGAUGCCACUUGUGACUAUAACACUUGUGAUAAAUCUUCUCAACAAAUGAGUAACAAACAAUUGCUCUCUGACAGAGUUGUGGUUAAGCUGGAACCACCUGACGACAUUGGUGAACAUAACACUUGUGAUAAAUCUUCUCAACAAAUGAGUAACAAGGAAAUGGAGUUACCAGAGAUGGGACCUUUUACCCAGUCUAUUGUAGUCAAGCAAGAACCUGUUGAUGACUAUCAAACAGCCACAGUUUUAAAUGCUGCAACAUGUGACAUUCAUGUUGGUGCCAAACUGCAAGAAAUCUCUUCUCCUAGUAAUAUAUUGAACACGCCAGUGAAUUCCAGCAAAAGUGACAAUACGAAUCAGUUUACAAGUAUCCUAUCUCAGUUGCUUAAUUCUCAGUAUACACAGAAACCUGGGAAUACAAUUUCUUGUGAAAGUAAAAUUAAUUCUCAAGAUUCAAAGUGCCAACAGUGUUUUCCAUUGACCUUUGUACAAGAGGGCUCAAAAACAGAGAUGGAUGUAUCAUCAAACGAUCAACAUUUAAAUUCUAUUGUACAUAAAACUCCUGAUGACAGAGUGUCUUUAGCUUCUUCUUCACUGCCAUUUUGUGAAAAAGAACAAAUAGCACAAUCAUCAAUUAAAAAUUCAAUACCCCAAAAUGAGCUGUUGUCCAUGCUAAAAAUACCUAUCAAACAAGAACAAGCCGAUUUCACAGAUUGUUCAAGUGUUGUAUUACCAAGCAUUCCAGUACCGAAAGACUCUACAACUUCUGAAUUCACAGGUUUUAGUAUGAAAAAUGAACCAAUUUAUAUCAUAGAGUCAUCAGAGGAAGCAAACACAACAGAAAAAGCUCAUCUUAUUAAGUCCACCCAGUCGCAUUCAUAUCCCAUUCUCCAGCAGACAGAUUCAAGUCUCCCAGAAUGUCCUACCAGGUCUGAAUUCUGGGCAUCUGAUCUCCUCCUGCAGAAUUCCCAGUCACCAAGAAGCUCAAUGCCCAAGAGCAGCAGUCUGUUGCUGCAGCAGCUGUGUAGGAGUCAUGAAACCCAAUCAGCAUCCAGCAAUGAGGACUCUUCUUUGUUGUCUCAUGGUUACACUCCAGAGGUUUCUCCUCGUGAUGAUGCUCUUUGGAGUCUCUCACUUGUUCAGGCUCUUAAUGCUCCAGCCACCUACAACCUGAGUGACCUGCUUCGACAGCUAAGCCGCAGGUCCUCAAAGAUGAACAAUCCAACCAACAGUGGCUCUGUGAUCUCACCGAGGAUGGAUACCACGAGGUCAGCAGUAGAACAUGAUUCAUUUGCAGUCAGUUUGGAUAAAGCACAAAUACCUACAGGCAACAGCCAGUCAAGGCAGUCUUCCCACAACAAUAAUAUAAAUGGUUCAGAUUGUGUGGAUCUCACCAUUGAGUGCAACGAUCCUGAUUUGCCAACAAAACUUGUUUCACAAGCAGGAAGAACUAUGAGUGAGCCUGUUGCUGGAAUACAGCCACGUAAUGUAUUCCAUGUUGGAAAAAGUGCAUUGUCGGGGAAACAGCAGGCAGAACUGACGGACAGCAUUUCUAGUAGAACAAGAACUAAAGAUGAUCUGCCAAUCUCAGAUGUUGCAGUACAUGGUGUUUCGAGCAAAUCAAAACACAAUUCAAAGAAAGAUCUCAAGUGUGCUUCUUUGAAUAUGUUGGUAAAACUGAGACCUUUUGUCUGCAUGCGGUGUUCAGAAUCAUUUACGACUAGUAGAGGUCUUAAAAUACACAUGCAAUCCCAUGAGCAAGAUAAAGUCUAUGGCUGUGGCAUUUGUGGAAGGAAGUAUUCCACUAAUGGAGUACUGAAAAAACACAUCCUGACAUACCAUGGUCCAAUUGGUCAAAAGUCUGAAGAUGAUCAUGAUUAGGCCAAUAUACAGACAUUUGUCUUAUAAUAUUCUAAUCCUUUAUUAGUUAAACCCAACCAAUAAAUAAAGCUUCCUGUGACAGGGGCCCAACUUCCAUAAACAACCUCCAUUUCCCCUCCAUGUAAGGGCUGAAUUAUUAUUAAAUAUUAAAAGUUAAAUUAUUUUAGAUAGAGUAUUUUUUAUAAUUUAUAAUAGUUAUAAUUUGGAAGUGCCCAAAACGUAUGUAAAGUCCCCUUAUUCUUUUGGUUGUAAUAAUCAAAAUUGUAACUGUAAUAUAUUCUAUCCCGGAUAAAGCUUCUGGCUAUCCAGAGGCGGGACCCAGGACAGACAUGCUCAAAACCGUAGUGGUAUACAGGGCUCGAAAUGCAGUGUUAGUACAUGCACCGGUGCAUGCUGAUUU